AUUCUUCUCAUUCGCUUAUCGAAAAAUAUCAUACACUCUUCAAGCCAACAGUCCAGCUAUUGUCUGCUGCGCAUCAAACCUCAGCGAAACAAAGGCACUGAAAUCACACCUGCCACAUAAUGAGCAAGCUGUGGAGUCUAUUUUUCAAAGGUGCGGUGUUGGUUGCGCCCACUGCCACGUAUGUCAUACCGAAAGCAACCAACGCCAUGCAUAAGACAUUCACACAAACAACCGAAUCGCCAGUAGUGACAGACAUUAGCUCGACAGGAUCAUCGUCCUGACGGGUGCUUUUAUUUUUGCCCCCACUGUCCACGCGGCUACUGCCUUUUCAGAUGCAUGACGCUAUGCCCAGAUUUCGUGCCUGCAACAUCCGCACAUUCGAUAACAACAGUGCCGAUGUCUAGCGAAACACCGACUACAGCAUAUACGCCAACACAAACAACUGUCUUAACCACAGAUGGUGCUGAAGGAACAAAGAGGCAUAGUAUCGCAAGGCAUUAUCUUACCGCUUUGCUGCCGACGCUCUAUUGAUAGUUGAUUAGUCCAAGAAAGCAUUGUGCUUAUCGCUAUCAGGCUGUCGUUCAUGUGCUGUGCUUGACAGAUCACGAUUCCCACCAUGGAAGCGAUUCAUUUGUCCGCCAAGGGUAAGUGCCUAAAUGGCUGGUGUUGAUGGGGUGGUUAUUCGAUAGCUCUUUAGGUCCAGUACCG
Molecule: messenger RNA, 708 nt
Organism: Linderina pennispora
Lineage: Eukaryota; Fungi; Kickxellomycota; Kickxellomycetes; Kickxellales; Kickxellaceae
Exons: 1
Source: RefSeq, a predicted model, not a curated record